AUGUCCUACCCAGAAAACACUCCUCACCAAUCGACGCCGGAUCACAGCGACUACGGCUCCGACUUUACCCCGGAACAAGAGGCGCUCGUGGACGAAUUACUCGCCAAAAUUGCCACGGAGAGCGCGUCGGUUACGCCCUCUACACCACCACCUCUCCCACAACAACCGUCACAAUUACCACGAAAUACAGCGACGGAAGUAGCUGUUAAUAUUCCUACCGCUACGCAGGAUACCGUUGGCACACAGGACAUCGAAGAUUACUAUGCACCGCAAUCGAGCCCGCGCAUUCCUAGGGUCCUGGGCCGCGAAACACCAGGCACUACAUGGCAAUUAUACAAGACAACGACUCCUUGGACAAAGGCUCCUUGGGCAGGUACUAGCGCAGGGCCCGGGAUAUCACCAACGCAGAACUCGAACAACGGCGGUGCGGAGCUUGUCGAACAUCCGAAUUCGACAGAAGGGCGCACACGGAAUCGAGAGCGUGAUAUUCAGAGGGAGCAAGAAUGGGUUGCUGCUAUGAAUUAUGCUGCCGCAGGGACUGGGACUGAUGGGGAUAAUCCGGCGGCGGAUACCACGCGGUCACCGAUUGAGCGGUUUCGACGGUCUCCGAAUAAAGCGUUUUCCGUGUCGGAUUUGAUAUCGCCUGCGUGGUGCGAGUUGCAGUAUUGGUAUACGUUGACCAAGUAUGGAAGGAAGAGGAGGACAGCGGCUAUGAAGCAGGGGACUACGAUUCAUAAAACGUUGGAGGAUGAGGUGCAUACGACCGUGGCGGUAGAGGUUAAGACGAAGGAAGAUGCGCUGGCGUUACGGAUUUGGAAUAUAAUCCAGGGCCUGCGGACAUUACGCGAGUUCGGGAUGACAAGGGAAUUGGAGGUCUGGGGGUUGGUGGACGGUGAGCUGGUGAACGGGGUGAUUGAUCAACUUUCGUAUGAGUGUCCGGAUUCGGAGCUUGAGGCAUCUGCUGCGUCGUAUUAUGCGGAUGUUGAGGCUACGCGGGCUGCGCUGCCGCAGUAUCAGAUGACACUGACGGAUUAUCUGCUGUCGUCUUCGCAGCGUGGGCAGCGGUUGGAUGAAUUGUCCUGGAACCAGAAUAAGGAGGUGGAUUGGUCUGCAUCACCACUACCACCGCCGCCCCCAGAGGCGUUUGAGAUACCCCGGGUGUAUUUGACGGAUAUCAAGACCAAGGGCAGUGGGUCGAUUCCUACCGUCAAGAGCACGUCUUUUCGACCAACGUCGCUUCAGCUACAGAUGUAUUACCAUAUGCUCAACCGGCUGGUGACCAGCGAUGAUGUGACUAUCGAGUCACUCGCGGCGCGCUACAACCUUGAUCCCAACCGUUCGUUCACGGACGCCUUCGUCACUGAAGUGAGUGACAUAAACAACCAGUUCUUCGACGCUAUGUCUCCACAAGAAUUCGACCCCGACUUCAUCCCUACGCCUGAAGACGCCUUGAAAAAGCCAUUCUCAUCACCCGCCUCCUCAUCCACAAUCCCCCCAUCUGGCAGCCAAGACUCAACAACCGUCCUCUUCGAGAAUAACAACCUUACCAACCUCUGGCGCCUAAUGAAAGACCAUCUCCGCCUCACCUUCCUGCCAUCCCAAGGAUCCGAAAUCCGCAUGGCCCCCUCCAUCCCCUCAGAAGUCCAACCCUCUAUCCUCGAUUCCUAUUCAACAGUCAUCUCCCCGCUCCUAACAGCACGCUACCUCUCCGCCUCCGAGCCUCGCUCCCUGGGCAGUCGAUCGUUCCUGUAUGAUCCUGUUAGUAUGAACUCGUAUCUAUCGGACCAGAUGAGUUGGUGGAAGGGGCGGCGGGAUCCGCGGGGCGUGGAGGUGAUGGAGGCGUGGAAGUGUCGGAUUUGCGAGUUCCGGGAUGAGUGCUCGUGGAGGCAGGAGAAAGCUUGGAUGUUGGCGAAUCGGAAUCGGGGGAGGAAGAGGGCUGCUGCUUGA
This is a messenger RNA of Aspergillus chevalieri, 1947 nucleotides long. RefSeq names its product exonuclease V. NCBI's taxonomy places the organism in Eukaryota, Fungi, Ascomycota, Eurotiomycetes, Eurotiales, Aspergillaceae. The transcript is spliced from 2 exons. Bases 1 to 1947 code for a protein of 648 amino acids. Gene Ontology annotation, biological process: interstrand cross-link repair. Gene Ontology annotation, cellular component: nucleus; mitochondrion. The record is from RefSeq and is a predicted model, not a curated record. Gene Ontology annotation, molecular function: single-stranded DNA 5'-3' DNA exonuclease activity.